UGGCCUGGGCCCCGUGAGUGGAAUGGUCGCCGAGGCCCACGGCGUCGGGCUUCUGCCCGCCCAGUGAAGGGAACUGGGGAGCCUCGAGGGUCCCCGUUCUUCCUACUCCAGGCGCGGACAACUCCGCUUGGUGAGAGCAGCUGUAUUCACUGGCGAUUAGAGGUAGAUACCUGUGGUCACCGACGUAGAGCACUUAUUCUACAUUGAUCCAGGCAAAUGUGCAAUACCAACAUGUCUGUGUCUACCGAUGGUGCUGUAAGCACCUCACAGAUGCCAGCUUCGGAACAAGAGACCCUGGUUAGACCAAAGCCAUUGCUCUUGAAGUUGUUAAAGUCUGUUGGUGCACAAAAAGACACUUAUACUAUGAAAGAGGUUAUAUUUUACCUUGGCCAGUAUAUUAUGACUAAACGAUUAUAUGAUGAGAAGCAACAGCAUAUUGUGUAUUGUUCCAAUGAUCUCCUAGGGGAUUUGUUUGGAGUGCCAAGCUUCUCUGUGAAAGAACACAGGAAAAUAUAUACAAUGAUCUACAGAAACUUGGUAGUAGUCAAUCAGCAUGAACCAUCAGAUUCAGGCACAUCUGUGAGUGAAAAUAGGUGUCACCUUGAAGGUGGGAGUGAUCAAAAGGACCCUGUGCAAGAGUUGCAGGAAGAGAAACCUUCAUCUUCAGAUUUGGUUUCUAGACCAUCUACCUCAUCUAGAAGGAGAACAAUUAGUGAGACAGAAGAACAUUCAGAUGAAUUACCUGGUGAACGGCAGAGAAAGCGCCACAAGUCUGAUAGUAUUUCUCUUUCCUUUGAUGAAAGCCUUGCUCUGUGUGUAAUAAGGGAGAUAUGUUGUGAAAGAAGCAGUAGCAGCGAAUCGACGGGGACUCCGUCAAAUCCGGAUCUCGAUGCUGGUGUAAGUGAACAUUCAGGUGAUUGGUUGGAUCAGGAUUCAGUUUCAGAUCAAUUCAGUGUAGAAUUUGAAGUUGAGUCUCUCGAUUCAGAAGAUUAUAGCCUUAGUGAAGAAGGACAAGAACUCUCAGAUGAAGAUGAUGAGGUAUAUCGAGUAACUGUGUAUCAGGCAGGGGAGAGUGAUACAGAUUCAUUUGAAGAAGAUCCUGAAAUUUCCUUAGCUGACUAUUGGAAGUGUACUUCGUGCAAUGAAAUGAAUCCUCCUCUUCCACCUCAUUGCAACAGAUGUUGGGCUCUUCGUGAGAAUUGGCUUCCUGAAGAUAAAGGGAAAGAUAAAGGGAAAAUGCCUGAGAAAGCCAAAGUGGAAAACUCAACACAAGUAGAAGAGGGCUUUGAUGUCCCUGAUUGUAAAAAAACUACAGUGAAUGAUUCUAGGGAAUCAUGUGCUGAGGAAAAUGAUGAUAAAAUCACACAGACCUCCCAAUCCCAAGAAAGUGAGGACUAUUCUCAGCCAUCAACUUCUAACAGCAUCAUUCAUAGCAGCCAAGAAGAUGUCAAAGAGUUUGAGAGGGAAGAAACACAGGACAAAGAAGAAAUCGUGGAAUCUAGUUUUCCCCAUAAUGCCAUUGAACCUUGUGUGAUUUGCCAGGGUCGACCUAAAAAUGGUUGCAUUGUUCAUGGCAAAACAGGACAUCUUAUGGCAUGCUUUACUUGUGCAAAAAAGCUAAAGAAGAGGAAUAAGCCCUGUCCAGUACCGAAUAUAAUGCAUUGAAUAUAAUGCAUUGUGUGCACAGUAGGCAUUCAGUAAAGGAUGGUGACUGGCAAGGAAAAUAGCCGUGUAGUUUUCUGAAAUUUACAAGAGGGGAAAAGACAGUUUUAAAAAACAUCCUGAAAAAAUAUUGUCUGCAAUAUUGCAAUAAAUUACUUCAAUGGCAAAAGAAACAUUCUGAGAACACAGUGGUCUUCAAAAGUUGAUACGGUAUCAGAAUUGUACCAGAAUUGGUAAAGCUUUGCUUAAAAUAUCCCUCUAUGUAAAAGUUCUUCCACCUUUUCUCACAUUUAUUUCCUUCUUUUUUAAGAGGUAUGUGGGGGCGCCUGGGUGGCUCAGUCAGUUAAGGGUCCAACUGCAGUUCAGGUCAUGAUCUUGCAGUGAGUUCGAGCCCCACAUCAGGUUCUGUACUGACAGCUCAGAAUCUGCAACCUGCUUCAGAUUCUGUGUCUCCCUCUCUCUCUGCCCCUCCCCGGCUCACACUCUGUCUCUGCCUCUCUUUCUCAAAAAUAAACAUUUAAACACAUUAAAAAACAGAGGCAUGUGAGAAGACCAAAUCUCUUUAGUUAAGCACUUUUCUAACCACCAGGUGGAAGCAUAGCUCCAGGAGCUCUCUGAAGGCCUCCAUUAACGGAAGGUAGACCCUUAACAGAGUGGACAGAGCCCUCCCGGAACAGAUUGCUGGGCUGGAGAGCAGAGACGUUGAGUGAGUUGUGAGUGAGUUCUGCUCUUGGUUGUUAAAACACAAACUUCCCAUCUUGGUCCUAGAGUCCUUCACUAUUCAUCCUUCAGAACUCCCGUGUCCUUGGUCAAUGAGGGAAAACCAUUUUUAAAUUAACUUUGACUUAACCAGGUGUUAUUUCAACAUAAACUCUGGAAAUGUUUAAUGAAUACGUAAGAAGGUGUAACAACUGCCUUUGUAAACUGGUGUUUCUAAAAUUUGAGGUUCUACUGUUUAAAUCAUUUACUUUUCUUAUAAAAAAAAUAGAAAACUUCUAAAUAAAUAGAAAAUUUUA
Messenger RNA from Neofelis nebulosa (Clouded leopard), 2678 nucleotides. It is a transcript of the gene MDM2, whose product is annotated as MDM2 proto-oncogene. Gene Ontology annotation, cellular component: nucleus. NCBI's taxonomy places the organism in Eukaryota, Metazoa, Chordata, Mammalia, Carnivora, Felidae. The record is from RefSeq and is a predicted model, not a curated record. Gene Ontology annotation, biological process: regulation of cell cycle; negative regulation of apoptotic process. Gene Ontology annotation, molecular function: ubiquitin protein ligase activity; identical protein binding. The transcript is spliced from 13 exons. Bases 217 to 1665 code for a protein of 482 amino acids.